CUUUUCCAUGUCCGCUUAUCGCAGCGCAAUUCGCACCAUGCCAUAAUUUCCUCACCGGCAUGCGUGCGCGUGUGCGCGUGUUUGACCCCGGAAAUCAGAUGUCAUUGUCGGACGCGGUUCAUUUUAGAUGAUUAUUGCCUUUCCUUUGCUUUUCUUCCGUUUGGACAAUGACAGCAGCGGCGGGUACCAGCCGCACCUCCUCUUCCUCCAUCGGAUCCGCGGCGCCGCCGCUGCUGCUGCUUCCAGCUCCAGCCUCCUAGGGCUGUCCGCGGCUGUGACUGAUCCGCAGCCUCUGCUGAUAGUAAAGGUAUAAAAUAGCCAAGAUGAUGUGUGAGGUGAUGCCCACAAUUAGCGAGGACACGGCGCCGUGCCAGCGCGGCUCUCAGAGCAGUGCCUCGGAUCCGGACUCCCACUUUGAGCAGCUGAUGGUCAACAUGCUGGAUGAGAGGGACCGGCUCCUGGAUACACUGAGGGAGACCCAGGAGAGCCUUGGACUGGCUCAGCAGCAUCUGCAGGAUGUUAUUUACGAUCGGGACUCGUUGCAGCGUCAGCUUAGCUCUGCCCUGCCACAGGAGUUUGCUGCGCUGACCAAGGAGCUGAACGCCUGCAGGGAGCAGCUGCUGGAGAAGGAGGAGGAGAUCUCUGAGCUCAAAGCUGAGAGGAACAACACCAGGUUACUUCUGGAGCAUCUGGAGUGUUUGGUAUCCAGACAUGAGCGAUCACUUCGAAUGACGGUGGUCAAGCGGCAAGCUCAGUCCCCCUCAGGGGUCUCCAGCGAGGUCGAAGUCCUCAAAGCACUCAAGUCCUUGUUUGAACACCAUAAAGCACUCGACGAGAAGGUUAGAGAGAGACUACGGGUUUCAUUGGAGAGGGUUUCUGCCUUGGAGGAGGAGCUCACAGCAGCCAAUCAGGAGAUUGUGGCCUUACGAGAGCAAAAUGCUCACCUUCAGAGGAAAGUUGCAUCUGGUGAAGGAGGAGAUGACCUACUGGAGGGAAGUGAAGCUCAACAAAAGAUUCACGGCAAGCGCCUGUCAAAUGGCUCUCUGGAAUCGGCCCGUGAGGCGAGCCAGGUGGUGGAGCUGCAGGAUCUGCUGGAGAAGCAGAAUUACGAGCUGGCCCAGAUGAAGGAGCGCAUGUCCUCGCUCUCUUCCCGGGUCUCCGAGGUGGAGCAGGAAUUGGAGACUGCCCGCAAGGACCUCAUCAAGUCAGAGGAGAUGAACAAUAAAUACCAGAGGGACAUCAAAGAAGUCAUGUGCCAGAAGGAGGACAUGGAGGAACGCAUCGUCACUCUGGAGAAACGCUACCUGAGCGCCCAGCGGGAGGCUACAUCUGUGCACGACAUCAACGACAAACUGGAGAAUGAGUUGGCCAAUAAAGAAGCAUUCCUCAGACAGAUGGAGGAGAAGAAUAGGCAGCUGCAGGAGAGGCUGGAGCUCGCAGAGCAAAAGCUCCAGCAGACGAUGAGGAAAGCUGAGACGCUGCCAGAGGUGGAAGCAGAACUUGCCCAGAGGAUAGCUGCUCUCACCAAGGCGGAGGAGCGUCACGGGAGCAUUGAGGAGCGAAUGAGGCACUUGGAGUGCCAGCUGGAGGAGAAAAACCAGGAGCUGCUCAGGGCUCGACAAAGAGAAAAGAUGAACGAAGAGCACAACAAACGCCUGUCGGACACAGUGGAUCGACUGCUAACGGAGUCGAAUGAGCGCCUUCAGCUUCACCUGAAGGAGAGGAUGGCAGCUCUGGAGGAGAAGAAUAUGUUGAUUCAAGAUUCAGAAGGAUACAGAAAACAGUACGAAGAGUCUUUACAAGAAAAAUCCCAUCUGGCAGACGAGAUUGAGAAGCUGAGAUCGGAGCUCGACCAAUAUAGAUUGAGGGCAGGCUCCCUCACAGAACCCACUCUGUCUCGGUCUCAUCUUGACACAUCAGCUGAGCUUCGAUUCUCUCUGGGAUCUCUGGCCGAAACCCAGUCGGACCAUUACCGCUCGGCUAAAGUCAUCCGCCGGCCAAGGAGGGGUCGGAUAGGUUUGCGCGAAACAAAGGCUAAGUCUCUUGGAGAGCAUGAGUGGCGCUCCCAGCAGCUGGGCGUUUUGGGAGGCCAUCACUUCGAAAGCGACACCGAGAUGUCGGACAUCGACGACGACGACAGGGAAACUUUGUUCAGCUCCAUGGACCUUCUCUCUCCUAGCGGCCACUCCGAUGCACAAACUCUGGCUAUGAUGCUUCAAGAGCAGCUGGAUGCCAUCAACAAAGAGAUAAGGCUGAUACAGGAGGAGAAGGAGUCAACAGAGCUGCGAGCAGAGGAGAUUGAGAACAGGGUGGCCAGCGUCAGCCUGGAAGGGCUUAACCUGGCUCGGAUGCACCACCAUGGAGCCUCCAUCACUGCCUCAGCCACCGCCUCCUCCCUGGCCUCAUCUUCUCCACCCAGCGGGCACUCUACCCCCAAACUGGACCCCAGAAGCCCUGCACGGGACAUGGAGCGCAUGGGGGUGAUGACUCUGCCCAGUGAUCUGAGGAAGCACAGAAGAAAGAUAGCUGCUGUGGAAGAGGAUGGCCGAGAGGACAAGGCCACGAUCAAAUGUGAGACCUCCCCGCCUCCAACGCCGCGCACUGUGCGAAUGACACACACACUGCCAGCCUCCUCGCACAAUGAUGCACGAGGGAUUGUGGCUUCUCUGGAGGCUGAAGCCAGUGCCCUAAGUAGCAUAACCAGCAGCCAAGACUCCCUGCACAAACAGCCGAAGAAGAAAGGGAUCAAAUCCUCCAUUGGACGCUUGUUCGGAAAAAAGGAAAAAGGUCGACUGGGGCAUCUAGCACACAGACAGGUCAUGGUCGAUCCUCAAGCCACGAUGAUGGACCCAGAUGCAUCAGGCCAGGACAUGGGGGUGGGCAAGUUGGGAACCCAGGCUGAGAAGGACCGCAGAUUAAAAAAGAACGGGCACGAGCUUUUGGAGGAGGCCAGGAGGAAAGGAUUACCUUUCGCCCAGUGGGACGGCCCCACAGUUGUAGCCUGGUUGGAGUUAUGGUUGGGAAUGCCAGCCUGGUACGUGGCGGCGUGCCGUGCCAACGUGAAGAGCGGUGCUAUCAUGUCGGCCCUUUCUGACACCGAGAUCCAGAGAGAGAUCGGAAUCAGCAAUCCCCUGCACAGACUCAAACUUCGCCUGGCCAUCCAGGAGAUGGUCUCCCUCACCAGCCCCUCAGCCCCACCCACCACCAGAACCCCAUCGGGCAACGUAUGGGUGACCCAUGAGGAGAUGGAGACCCUGGCAGCUCCUUCCAAAACGAAGUCGGAUUCAGAAGAGGGGAGCUGGGCACAGACACUCGCUUAUGGAGACAUGAACCAUGAGUGGAUAGGGAAUGAGUGGCUGCCCAGCCUCGGACUACCUCAGUACCGCAGCUACUUCAUGGAGUGCCUGGUGGACGCCCGCAUGUUGGACCACCUUACCAAGAAGGACCUGAGGGUACACCUCAAAAUGGUAGACAGCUUCCACAGAACAAGUUUACAGUAUGGGAUUAUGUGUCUGAAGAAGCUCAACUAUGACAGGAAGGAGUUGGAGAGACGCAGAGAACAAAGCCUGCAUGAAAUAAGAGAUGUGCUGGUGUGGAGUAAUGAGCGAGUCAUCCGCUGGGUGCAGAGUAUAGGCCUGAGGGAUUACGCUAACAUCCUACUGGAGAGUGGCGUGCAUGGAGCUCUGGUUGCCCUGGAUGACAACUUUGACUACAGCAGCCUGGCGCUGCUUCUCCAGAUCCCCAACCAAAACACUCAGGCACGUCAGAUUCUGGAGCGAGAGUACAAUAAUCUUCUGGCUCUAGGCACUGACAGGAGACUGGAUGAGUGUGAUGACAAAGAUUUCCGGAGUCCGUCGUGGCGGAGGCAGUUCCCUCCCCGGGACGUCCACGGCAUCAGCAUGAUGCCUGGAUCUGCAGAAACUCUUCCGGCUGGGUUCCGUCUAACUACGACGUCCGGUCAUUCCAGAAGACUGCCCCCUGAUGUCCUCUUUGAGGUGCUGGAUGACAGUCCUGACGACAUGUAUUUGGACUGGUUUCAAGUCGGACCGUCUGCAGUGCAGCGAUUGGACAGCUCCACGGUGAGAACCUACUCCUGCUGAGAGGAGGAAGCAGGGGACCUUAAACUCUGCAGUUCUGAAAGAAAGGGGCCGAUCUGCUGAGAAACAAUCCGAUGACUCGCACUGCCAAGAAGCCCUGCUUUCCUCUCUGAUCCCCCCUCCAUGAUUUCUAACGCAGGCACCAGAUGCCGGUGCUAAACUGUCCUGCAGGCCGCCUCGUUGUCACCAUUUCUACCUUUUACAUGUAAAGUAAUUUGUCAGAGCAUAAUGUACUGUGUAUUUCUUCUACAGGAGAUGUGUAGGUUAUCUGUAAAUUCUUAUAAAUAUGCCAUUUUUAAUAUAUAAACAUCUAUGUAUAAAAAGAUUAGGGGUUUGUGCAAAAAAUGUCCCUGCCACCUCAUUUAGCGGACCAUAGAUGAAUAUAUGCUGCUCUUUAAACUCUCCAUGUUCCUCUAGAUCAUUUUGUACAUAAGGUUUUAUUUUUUCAUUGUGCUAAUGAAAAUUAUGAAGAGGGUCUGCUGGAUGUUGAGAAAAUCUGCCCUCACAACUUAUUUAAGGACUAAUCAUAGGAUGGAGGAUUUGUCAGCACACUGGAACAACAUGACAAGCACUUUCAUACAACUGCAUCGACUCAGAAAACCUAGUAGCCAAGGACAAAACAAGAGACACAACUUUCACUAGGAAAACAUUAAAAGCAUCUGCAGAGCUGUUCCUUGUUAAAAUGAACGUUUUGUGAGGCAGCACAUCAACACAGACUACACUUACAGCCGAGCUGGCCUUUUACCCCGCCCCUCCUGUAAACCCAACAGAUGAAAUAAUUGAAAGAGACUGCUUUAGCUCAUAGUGUGUGUAGAGUGUUUAUGAAUAUGUUGAAGUGAGGUGACCUAAUGAUUUAAAAAAGGAAAAAAAAAAAAAACCUGUUGCUUGCUGUGACUUCCAUUUUGGUGUAAAUGUUCAGGGUAACCUACUGUACAGCCCUGUUCUUUGUCUUUUUUUUCUGACGGACAGCAAACGUCUUACACAUUUGUUUUUACAUUUGCACGAAUGAGGAUUCAUUUUGUUUCCUUUUUUUAUUCUUGUACUUUGGUCAGAACUAAGUGGUGCGCACACAAGUUUUCAUUGUCAAUAAAAAAAGACGUUAGUGA
Messenger RNA from Cyprinodon tularosa, 5203 nucleotides. It is a transcript of the gene ppfia2, whose product is annotated as PTPRF interacting protein alpha 2. Lineage: Eukaryota; Metazoa; Chordata; Actinopteri; Cyprinodontiformes; Cyprinodontidae. Gene Ontology annotation, molecular function: protein binding. The record is from RefSeq and is a predicted model, not a curated record. Gene Ontology annotation, cellular component: presynaptic active zone. The transcript has 33 exons. Gene Ontology annotation, biological process: synapse organization. Bases 324 to 4100 code for a protein of 1258 amino acids.